Messenger RNA from Acanthisitta chloris (rifleman), 436 nucleotides. Its product is annotated as sideroflexin-5. Gene Ontology annotation, cellular component: mitochondrial inner membrane. The transcript has 8 exons. Gene Ontology annotation, biological process: monoatomic ion transport; citrate transport; mitochondrial transmembrane transport. The record is from RefSeq and is a predicted model, not a curated record. Gene Ontology annotation, molecular function: monoatomic ion transmembrane transporter activity; citrate transmembrane transporter activity. NCBI's taxonomy places the organism in Eukaryota, Metazoa, Chordata, Aves, Passeriformes, Acanthisittidae. The annotation marks the transcript as partial.
ACUUCAUUUUAUGGCAGAUUCAGGCACUUCCUGGACAUCAUCGACCCUCGCACUCUCUUUGUGACUGAGAGUCGUCUGAAGGAAGCUGUGCAGUUGUUGGAGGAUUACAAACAUGGGACUUUGCCCCCAGGAGUCACCAACAAAGAGCUGUGGGGAGCUCAAAAAAUCAAGCAGGCCAUCAUCCACCCCGAUACAAAUGAGACCAUCUUCAUGCCUUUCCGAAUGUCAGGUUACAUUCCCUUUGGAACACCCAUCGUUGUUGGUCUCCUCUUGCCCAACCAGACGCUGGCAUCCACGGUGUUUUGGCAGUGGUUGAAUCAGAGCCACAAUGCCUGCGUCAACUAUGCAAACCGCAACGCGACAAAGCCUUCUCCGACAUCCAAGUUCAUCCAGGGCUACUUGGGAGCUGUCAUAAGUGCUGUCUCAAUAGCAGUGG